This is a messenger RNA of Melampsora larici-populina 98AG31, 756 nucleotides long. RefSeq lists its product as uncharacterized. Lineage: Eukaryota; Fungi; Basidiomycota; Pucciniomycetes; Pucciniales; Melampsoraceae. The record is from RefSeq and is a predicted model, not a curated record. Gene Ontology annotation, cellular component: membrane. Gene Ontology annotation, molecular function: monoatomic cation transmembrane transporter activity. Gene Ontology annotation, biological process: transmembrane transport; monoatomic cation transport. The annotation marks the transcript as partial. The transcript has 6 exons.
UUAUCAAACUCUAUUUCUUUAAUUGCCUCAUUAGUCGAUAGCGCAAUGGACUUUUUAUCAACUGCGAUCAUUUGGUGGACAAAUAGGAAGAUAGAUAGCAAGAGCUGGCAAUCAGUAUGGCAAUAUCCGGUCGGGAAAAGGCGAAUGGAACCCAUGGGGGUGGUUGUUUUCUCCGUCUUUAUGAUUUCAUCAUUUGUACAAGUCUUGGUUGAAUCUGUCGAAAGACUUUUUGCUGGAUCAAAUACAGCUCUUAGUAUACCUCUCACUUCAAUGAUCGUCAUGUGGGCUACUAUCGCUGUCAAAGGUGUGGUUUGGCUUUGGUGUCGGAGAAAGAAAAAUACCAGUGUGAGGGCCUUGGCACAAGACGCUGAAAACGAUUGUGUAUUGAAUGUAUUUUCAUUAUUGUUUCCUUACCUGGGACAAAAACUCAAUAUCCCAUGGCUCGACGCAGUAGGAGGAUUAAUCUUAUCAAUUUACAUCAUUACUGAGUGGUCACAUACACUGUUUGAUAAUGUGAAGAACUUGACAGGAAAAAGAGCUGAUCCUAUUCAACAUCAACGUGUGGCUUAUCUUGUGACUCGAUUUUCUCCUCUGAUUCAAGCUUUACAACAUUGUCAUGUUUAUCAAGCUGGUGAUGAUUUGAUUGUUGAAACGUCGGUAUUUCUUUCUUCUCACGGUCACCCUACUGCUCAUGAUCUAGGUGAAUCAGUUCAGUACGCACUUGAAUCUUUGGAUGGAAUAGCACGAGCAUGUUGA